CGCGCCUGGCGGCCGGGUUGGCUGUGGCUGCCCAGAGGUUCCUGCCAGUCCUCCCACUGACUACACCCCGGGAAGGAGGAGCUUCGGGCGCGCACAAGGCGUCAGAAUCCUCAAUUUCCAACUUAGCAUCUUGGCAGGACCUUUGCGAAGCCAAAAGCAGAGCCCCCCGGUGCAAAGAGCAAGGGGGAAAAGAGAAAGCAGCAAGGGAAGGGAGGGGGGGGAGCCGAGCCCGGGCGAGUGGGGCGCGCAGAGGAGCGGGCGCGACGAUCGCAGCCGGAGGCGCCCGGGAAGCUAAAGAGGAGGUGCUGCGGGCCGGAGUCCCGGAGCCCGGGCUCGAAGAGCGGCGGCCCAGGGCAGCCAGAGGCCAGGUGCCCGCCCGCUCGCCCUUGCAGGGCGCCGCCCGGCUCGUUGGCGGCCGGGGCGCGGCGCGCCCCAUGCCCGUGUGUGGCCAUGUCCUACCCGCAGGGCUACUUGUACCAGCCGUCCGCCUCGCUGGCGCUCUACUCGUGCCCGGCGUACAGCACCAGCGUUAUUUCGGGGCCCCGCACGGAUGAGCUCGGCCGAUCGUCUUCGGGCUCCGCGUUCUCGCCCUACGCUGGCUCCACUGCCUUCACGGCGCCCUCGCCGGGCUACAACUCGCACCUCCAGUACGGCGCGGACCCCGCGGCAGCCGCCGCCGCCGCUUUCUCCUCGUACGUGGGUUCUCCCUACGAUCACACACCCAGCAUGGCGGGAUCCUUGGGGUACCACCCUUACGCGGCGCCCCUAGGGUCGUACCCAUAUGGGGACCCCGCGUACCGGAAGAACGCCACCCGGGACGCUACAGCUACCCUCAAAGCCUGGCUCAACGAGCACCGAAAGAACCCCUACCCCACCAAAGGCGAGAAGAUCAUGCUGGCCAUCAUCACCAAGAUGACCCUCACCCAGGUGUCCACCUGGUUCGCCAACGCGCGCCGGCGCCUCAAGAAGGAGAACAAGAUGACGUGGACGCCGCGGAACCGUAGCGAGGACGAGGAGGAAGAGGAGAACAUCGACCUGGAGAAGAACGAUGAGGACGAGCCCCAGAAACCCGAGGACAAGAGUGACCCCGAAGGCCCAGAAGCAGGAGGAGCGGAGCAGAAGGCGGCUGCAGGCUGCGAACGGCUGCAGGGGCCGCUCACCCCCGCCGGCAAGGAGACCGAAGGCAGCCUCAGCGAUUCGGAUUUUAAAGAGGUGCCUUCGGAGGGGCGCCACGAUGCGCAGCCCGGGGCCCCUCGCGCCGGCGGGCCCUCCCCAGCUGGGCCAGCAGCGGCGCGGCUGGCCGAGGACCCAGCCUCUCACUACCCCGCAGGCGCUCCGGGGCCCGGCGCGCACCCAUCCGCGGGAGAGCUGCCCCCUGGCCCCGGUGGGCCCUCGGUCAUCCACUCGCCGCCACCCCCGCCGCAGCCAGUGGUGCUUGCCAAGCCCAAACUGUGGUCUCUGGCAGAGAUCGCCACAUCCUCGGACAAGGUCAAGGACGGGGGCGGCGGGAACGAGGCUUCUCCAUGCCCACCGUGCCCGGGGCCCAUAGCCGGGCAAGCCCUCGGAGGCAGCCGUGCGUCGCCAUCCCCGGCGCCGUCGCGCUCGCCCUCGGCGCAGUGUCCUUUUCCCGGCGGGACGGUGCUGUCCCGGCCUCUUUACUACACGGCGCCCUUUUAUCCCGGCUACACGAACUAUGGUUCCUUCGGACACCUCCACGGCCACCCGGGGCCUGGGCCAGGCCCCACAACCGGUCCAGGCUCUCAUUUCAAUGGAUUAAACCAGACCGUGUUGAACCGAGCGGACACUUUGGCUAAAGACCCGAAAAUGUUGAGGAACCCGUCUCAACUAGACCUGUGCAAAGACUCUCCCUAUGAGUUGAAGAAAGGUAUGUCCGACAUUUAACGCGGGCUGCGUCGGUCCCGGACUUCCCUAAUUUAUUAAAAACAUGGCCUUGGCAGUUAUUUUUCCCUCGUCACUGAGAGAGAGAGAGAGAGAGAGAGAGAGAGAGAAAGAGAGAAACUACCCCUCCUAUUCAAAAGUUUAUAAUCAGUGGAGAUGGAUGGCAUAAAAAUGUAAAACAUCUCCACAUACACAAAAAUGUCUUAACCAACUGAGAAGAAAAAUUAAAAAGAGGAUUUGUAUUAAAUCUUAUUCUGUAUAUUUAAUGUAGCAUUUUUGUAUUUAAAUUGAUAAUUCAAUAUCUUUGAAGUAAAUUAUGAAAUCAAGACACUUGUACAGGCAUUUAAUGUUUUUGUAAUAUAAAUAUAUACAUUUGUGUUUCCCCCCAAAACUGUUUCAUAGUUUAAAAAAUACAAGUUUAAUUUAAUUUUUUACACCUAUUGAUUUUUCUGGGUAUGAGCUAAAGUAUUAUUACAGAAAGGAAACAGGUUAUACACUUAGAUUUAAAAGGUAAAACAAAUCGCAGCCGCCUUUGUAAAAAUGCAAAAAAAUAUUUAAUUAAAAGAGAUUUUAACAUAA
Perognathus longimembris pacificus (Pacific pocket mouse) is the source of this 2478-nucleotide messenger RNA. RefSeq names its product iroquois homeobox 5 (gene Irx5). Gene Ontology annotation, molecular function: RNA polymerase II cis-regulatory region sequence-specific DNA binding; DNA-binding transcription factor activity, RNA polymerase II-specific. Lineage: Eukaryota; Metazoa; Chordata; Mammalia; Rodentia; Heteromyidae. The transcript is spliced from 3 exons. The record is from RefSeq and is a predicted model, not a curated record. Gene Ontology annotation, cellular component: nucleus. Gene Ontology annotation, biological process: cell development; neuron differentiation; regulation of transcription by RNA polymerase II. The coding region runs from base 451 to 1902 and encodes 483 amino acids.